GCAGAUCGUCUCUGUCCAUCUUUUAUUUUCAGGGGACAUUGGUGGGCAAAUGGGUCUUUUUAUAGGAGCCAGCGUCCUCACCAUCUUGGAAAUUCUGGAUUAUGUAUAUGAGGUGAUCAAACACAGGUUGGAGCGUUUGCUGAGGCCACAAAGAGAUGACAAAAAGCAAACCCAGCAGCAGCAACAGGCCAGCACAGUCGCCACAGUGAACCUGGAGGAAAUGAAAGCUAAGGAUUCUAGUGAGAUGAGCCGGAGCCAUUCAGAAGGAGCUUACGCCAACACCGUCCUCCCGAAUCACCAUCACCACCACCGCACCCACCACCGAGUGUUCGAAGACUUCGCCUGCUAGGAAGGUCUUGCCGCUGUUGACGUCUGCAGAAGGAGCGCUGAAGGUGGGCUCGAUGAAAGACCCUCAGAUCUCAGCGUUAAUCUCUCUCUCUCGCUGUCACCAGUUAAAGCUACAGCCAAAGUCGAACUCUUAAACCCUCGCUUCUAACCGAACGGACAUAUACGGAUCGGACGCUGCGGUCCAGCAGGAGACCCUAUGAAAUCCUGCCCUUUCCCAACUCCUUUCGCAGGACUCUACGAUUUCUACACCGGGGACCUUGGUGUUACAUCAAGGCAUAGACUGCAUGACAUCUAGAGCCACUUUAUACUCCAGGUCAUUGCGUUCUUACUUUCUAUUUUGUCAGCUGUUAGAGUUUUAUUCGGUGAGUUCUCAUCUUGUGAAAUAUAUUAAAUCUACCAAUGUAAAUGAUGUAUUUGAAUCAUGGCUAUCAACCCCCCGUAGGAUCCAGACUCUGGAAUUUCACCGAAAUCAUGGGGACGGUGUAGAAUAGUUUAGGUGUUUCAGAAAAGUAACAUGUAUCCAUCUCUAUUGGAUAUGUCUGGUAAAUGUUUCCUUUAUCUCCAAUGGCUUAUGAUUAAUUUAACUGAAAGUAUAUCGAAUAAUCCACCAAUUUUUUUGUAAUGUUAUUUAUAGAGAUGUAUCGUGUGAGUGGUAAUGGGUGUCAUUAGCAGUAACAACAUGAUCUUCUUGUGAGGUUAUUUCCCAAUGGAGAGCCGAAUGAUGUGUGUACAGUAAAGCCCACGAAGAAGCCGCUGCCGUAGCCAUAUGGAAAAGGUUUGUUUCAUCCAUCUAUCAGCUGAUGGAUCCACUCUCUCCCAAACCUCCCAAAAGUGUUUAAUAAAACAGACCUUAUGUUCCUAGUUUAGCUUUUGAAUGAGACUGAGUGCAUCGGUUCCAUGGAGAAUGAUAAAGUGGGUUUGCUCAGCACAUUCGCAAAACUAUGAGUAAUCUGGUGCACCACAGCGUACGGCUGGAUGUUUAAAAGUGGUUCGAUGAGUUUUUCUCAGGGUUCCGAGUGGUGAAAUGUCUAGCACUCUCUUUUGACAAAAGACCAGAUGUGCAAAGCAUUUCAAUCAGAAUCCACCAACUCUUCUUUGGAUAAAUUUAAGCAAGUACUGACAUACAAUGACGAUUCAAAGAGUACAAACGUUUCCCUUUUUUACCGUCCGAAGAUUAUAUAUGCAGGUAUUGAUUUCCUGCAUGGUGGUUACAAAAUUGCUAAUAUUAUUACUGUAAGUCAACCAUGUAGCUCCCCAAAUUAUUCUUUAAAAUAAUGAAUAAUAAUGAUUAUUAUUUAAUUGCUUUUCAAAUGUAAUACUUUGUAAUAUUCUAAAGGUAUUCAAAUUUUAUUUGGGGUAAUGGAUGUUAUUAUAUUACAACAUAUAAUGUUAGUAUAAUGUUUUAAUUUACAAUAUUGUGUGAAAAUGUUAUAUAAUGUAAUACCCAUAUGGGUCCUUUUAUUUAUUUAUUUUUUAUUUUGGAGCAAAUCAAAUAAUGAGCAUCAUGCCUUUUAACAAGAUUUACAAAACCCACCCAACACAAUGUCAUUCAGUGUAACAAUAGUUUCUAUACCAAAUAAAACUCUUGUGAGACAUAUUUAAAACAA
Molecule: messenger RNA, 1955 nt
Organism: Danio rerio (zebrafish)
Lineage: Eukaryota; Metazoa; Chordata; Actinopteri; Cypriniformes; Danionidae
Source: RefSeq, a predicted model, not a curated record